This is a messenger RNA of Anopheles coustani, 10465 nucleotides long. It is a transcript of the gene ctrip, whose product is annotated as E3 ubiquitin-protein ligase TRIP12. The record is from RefSeq and is a predicted model, not a curated record. Gene Ontology annotation, biological process: regulation of double-strand break repair; protein polyubiquitination; DNA damage response. NCBI's taxonomy places the organism in Eukaryota, Metazoa, Arthropoda, Insecta, Diptera, Culicidae. Gene Ontology annotation, molecular function: zinc ion binding; ubiquitin protein ligase activity. Gene Ontology annotation, cellular component: nuclear speck.
CACUUCCUUUGUUCAACUGCUGAAAAAUCUACCAGAAAAUUGUCGUUCUUUCGGUGAAACUGUGGUUGAAUCCAAGGACAAAGCGAUGAUAAGUUUCCCAAAGGCGAACCCCCUCGGAGAGGAAAAAGGAUUCUAGCUUCGUGCGCGUGAAAGCAACGUCCGUGAACGAAGGAAAAACUACAAAGAGAGAUAGAGCGAGAGAGGGAGAAAGAGAGUGAGCGAAGAAAGGAAACCUGUGCAAGUGCUGUUGUGUAGUGAGGCCAGAAAACGGAACCCGAUCGAAGGAGAAACAAAGAAAGAUGCGACGGAUAUCCUCUGGGCUGAUUCUGUUUAACUAAUGUGGAACGAUCAGAAGCAGACGGUGCCGUUUAGUGUGCAUAUGAGUUGUGAAGAAAAUAGGACAGACUAUUACAAGUGUGAAAGCAAAACGAAACUUUGAAUCCGUGUGAAAUCAGUGGACGAUUUCUCCCAGGACGGUCUCCAUUAUCCGUCCAGUUUCGAUGAGAUCGAUCGAGGAGUGCAUCUGAAAGCUUUGUGUCGCGACCAACGUCGCCAACAACGGCUCCAUUCGGCGUGUGUGUGUGUGGAGGUUAGCUCGUAGUUUUGUUUGUUUGUUGCCAAAGUGCCCCGCAGCGAGCGCGCAUAAUCGCCAUUUGCACCACGCAGCCGGGUAUGUUUAAUGGAAACAAGGAGCCGUGUAAGUGUCGUCUAUGGCCGAAUCCGUUGGUAAGCAAGUGCUCUCUGCAGUGACGGAGGGGCAUCAUCAUCUUCAUCCGCAACAACAGCAGCAGCAACAAGAGCAACAGCAGCCGCAACAACGGAACCAAUCCGCCAUCACCACCGACACAACAAGUAGUACCAGUAGCGAGAGCCGCCGAUCCAGAGGUGGAAAGACGGCCAAGGGAGGUGGUGGUAGCUCGCGUGCAGCUUCGAAACAGGACCGUACGGGGUCCACAGACAAAUCGACACAGCGUAAAGCAAAGCGGAAGCACAGCUUGCCACUGAUUGGUGGAACAACAUCCGACCUACCGUCGAGUUCCGAGCCUUCCGUCUCCGCCAAGCGGUUAUCCUUAAACGUAAAGGCGGCCGCACCGACGGUCACUGCUGUCCCGGUCGCGUACCGCACCCGGUCCCGGACAACCUCCAAAGAGCUCGUGUUUACAGCGGCGGCGGCCAGUGACGCCGUCGUCGAGCAGCAGCACCACGGAUUCGAUCUCAAUAGGCAGUCGCAUCAGCUCCAGCAGGACGUUUCUUCGCCGCACCCAAAGCUUGUAGACGUUCGCAACAGUCGCAACAAGGCUACUGGCACUACCAAGAACCCCGCAUUGAAGCGAGCGGCGGCGGCAGCAGGUGCCAGUCCCCAUGAGAGUACCAAGGCAACCGGCCACCAACAACGUACUACAUCAUCGGGCGAUCAACAGACAUUCGAUAGCAGUAGCUUAUCACCGUUAGUUAAUUCUAGCUGCUCGUCGACAAUCGUCCAUCCAUCGUCCGAGGGAACAUCCACGGGUGGAGCAGCAGCAGCUGGCGGCGGGGAGAAGAAAGCUCAGUCCAAAAGUAAACGAGGAGGAGUAGCAAGUCCGCCACCCCUCACCUCCACACCACCGAUUGCAUCGGGGUCGCGUGCAAUAAAUAAGAAAAGCCCACGAAAGUCCGCAGCGGCGGCGUCCAAGCUAUCGCGGAAAAUCGCCGACCGGAAGGAACUGCUGAUCGGCGAAGGAACGUCGAAAGGGGGACCGAAAGGCAAAUCGGGUCAAAGGAGAUCGAAGGGAGGAGAGCCUCACGCAGCACCGGAAGGAGCAGGGGGAUCGUUACCGGGAGUCGAGGUUACGGUAAUCCGUAAUUUACGUUCUCACCAACAGCAUCUGCCACAGCAGCAGCAGCAGCACCAACCGCAGCAACCGCAGCAUCUAACUCUAACCGCUUCCGUCAGCGAAUCGGGAGUGGUCAUCGGUGCGCAGGUUUCGAACGUCGCACCCGCACCCGCCGUACCCUCGUCUUCUUCAUCGUCGUCCGGUGGUGCCCAAGUGCCCAAAAAGCGCCAGAAAGUGGGGGGGGACCACCACAAUCAUCACCAUCACCACCACCAGCACCACCAAGAGAUCGCGGGCAAUCAGAAGGCCCCGAAUCUGGGGGCAAGACUAGCAGCACGCGGUAGCGGUGGUAGGGAACAGCACCAACUGCAACAGCAGCAGCAGCAGCAGCCGCAACAGCAGCACUACAGCCAUCAUCCUCUACCAAACCCUGCUGCCGGAACGCACUACCAACAUCAUCCGCAGCAGCAGCAGCAGCAGCAGCAGGUGCAUUAUCAUCAGCCACCGAGCCAUCAGCUGCAGCACUACACGGCACUACAUUCCCAGCAGCAGCAGCAGCAGCAACAGCAUCCCCAAUACAUCCAGCAGCAGCAGCAUCCGACACGUUUCCAUCACUAUCAACAUCAGUUGGCAGCCGUUCCUCAGUACCAUCCUCAGCAGGCGGCGCAACCGAUUCUCGGUGCGAACAACAACAGCAGCAGCGGCCAGGGAGAAGGUGCGGCCGGAUACCAUCACCACCAACAACAGCAACAACUACAACAACACCACCAUCACCAACAGUACGAAGCGCAGGCACAGGUGGUAGGAGCAGGGUCACUGGUGCAGCAGCAACAGCAGGGAGGACGAAGCGGUAGUACAACCGGCAGUGGAGGAGGAGGAGGCAGUGGUCUUCUGCUUAGGCGCAGUUCUCGAGGCAAAAGUUCCCACCCAUCCGCAAUCACGGGGUCUUGCGUUAGCUCGAAUCCGACCAACAACCCCUACCAACAUCACCACCAGCCACAGUCGCACUCUUCGGCGUCGCAGUCAUCAUCGCGCUCCGGUAGUCACCACCAUCAUCAUCAUCAUCACCGUGGCGGUGGUGGCAGUGGGGGAGCGGGCGGCGGCGGCGGCGGCAGCGGCGGUGUAGUGAUAGCGGGCACUUCAUCCGGCUCUUCCUCAUCUUCCGCGAAGGGGGGCGCGAAGGGGGCGAUUCUGCUUGCGACAAGCUUCGACGGCACUGGGGGUGGUGGGGUUGGUGGUGGUACUGCUGCCGGCGGCCCGUCUACCUCGGGCGCGAUGGCCAACGAUGGUUCGCGGAACAACAAUAAUAACAACAACAACAACAAUGGCGGUGGCGGAGGAGGAGGCAAUAGUGGAGACGGAGGGCACGCCGCCACCCACCAUGUAAUAAGGUUGACGAAGGCGCUGGGCGUUGUAGCGGGUUCUUCGUCAACGACGACCGCUUCUUCGGGCGGCUCGGUUCCGGCGCAGUCCGCUUCGUCGUCGGGUGGAAUGGUUGACGUAAAUAUGGUGCAUGCGUCUGGUGGGAGUGGUGGGGGAGCUGGAGCAGCUUCGAGUUCAUCCGGUUCCACUGCGACGGCAAGCGCUGGAGGAGGAGGAGGAGCAUCUUCCGCCGCACCGCCUCAUCCAGAUUCGGAGAGCGAUGACAGUGAGGUGGGUCGUCUGCAGGCACUGUUGGAAGCUCGCGGUCUUCCGCCGCAUCUGUUCGGUGCGCUGGGGCCACGGAUGCAUCACCUGUUGCACCGGACGAUGGGCGCGAACAGCAGUUCCUCGAAGGCGCAACAGCUGCUGCAGGGAUUGCAGUGUCCCGACGAAAGCCAGCAGCUGCAGGCUGCCAUUGAGAUGUGCCAAAUGCUCGUGAUGGGCAACGAGGACACGCUGGCCGGUUUUCCGAUCAAGCAGGUCGUUCCGGCCCUCAUCACGCUACUGCGGAUGGAGCACAAUUUCGACAUCAUGAACAACGCUUGCCGGGCGCUGGCCUACAUGCUGGAAGCUCUGCCGCGCUCCUCCGGAACGGUGGUCGAUGCAAUCCCGGCCUUCCUCGAGAAGCUGCAGGUGAUCCAGUGCAUGGAUGUGGCGGAGCAGAGCCUGACGGCGCUGGAGAUCCUCUCGCGGCGCCACAACAAGAGCAUCCUGCAGGCGAACGGUGUCGCGUCCUGUCUCACGUUCCUGGACUUCUUUUCGAUCAACGCGCAACGUGCGGCGCUAGCCAUCACGGCCAACUGCUGUCUGAAUCUGCACGCGGAAGAGUUCCACUUCGUGAAGGACUCGCUGGCGCUGCUCGCACGUUUGCUGGCGCAGCAGGACAAGAAGAGUGUGGAGAGCAUCUGCACGGCGUUCUGCCGGCUGGUGGAUAGCUUCCAGCACGAUCAAGCGAUCCUGCAGGAGAUUGCCAGCAUGGAGCUGCUGAAGAACUGCCAGCAGCUGCUGGUGGUGACGCCAUCGGUGCUCAACAGCGGCACGUUCACGAACGUCGUUCGGAUGCUGAGCGUAAUGUGCGCGAAUUGCCCGGAUCUGGCGAUCACGUUGCUGAAGAACGACAUCGCUUCGACGCUGCUGUAUCUGCUGACCGGCUCGGCGGAACCGGUGACGGCCGACGUCGAGCUGGUGCCCCGCAGCCCCUCGGAGCUGUACGAAAUCACGUGCUUGAUCGGGGAGCUAAUGCCUCGGCUGCCGACGGACGGAAUUUUCGCGGUGGACGCGCUUCUCGAGCGGCCCCAGCCAACGAUUCAGGACGCGGUACAAUGGCAGUGGCGCGACGAUCGCGGGGUGUGGCGUCCGUAUUCGUCCAUCGACUCGCGCAUGAUCGAGGCGGCCCACCAGAACUCGGACGACGAGAUCAGUCUCAGCACGCUCGGGCGCACGUACACGAUCGACUUUCACUCGAUGCAGCAAAUCAACGAGGACACCGGCACGACUCGCUCGGUGCAGCGGAAGAUCAACCAUCGGCUGCUGGCCCUGCAGGGAGCGGCGGCGGCUGCGGCAGCGGCAGCGGCAUCUGCGGCUACGACGUCCUCGAACGAGCCGAACUCCUCACCCUCAACACCCUCUGGUGGAGUGGCAAUUGAGGGUGCUGGGGAAGCCGCUGGUGGUGCAUCUUCGACGGUCGCUGUGGCCACAACGGGUUCACUGAAUCUUGCCACGCGACCCCCGAAUGCGCAACGUGACGCCCGUAUCGCUUGCCUGAAGGAAGAGCGUGGCCUGGCGGCCGAAUUCAUUCGCAACCUGUUCUCCGUUCUGUACGAAGUGUACAGCUCGUCGGCCGGUCCUUCCGUACGGUACAAGUGCUUGCGGGCGCUUUUGAGGAUGGUGUACUUCGCCAACGGUGACCUGCUGCGGGACGUGCUGAAGAACCAGCUCGUCUCGUCGCACAUCGCCGGUAUGAUGGCGUCGAACGAUAUGCGCAUCGUCGUCGGAGCGCUCCAGAUGUCCGACAUUCUCAUGCAGAAGCUUCCGGAGGUGUUCGGAGUGCAUUUCCGGCGCGAGGGUGUCAUGCACCAGAUCAACCAGCUGACGGACCCGUCGAUUCCGAUCUGUGCAGCUCCUUCGCCGAAGGCUGCCAGUGGGAGUGGCUCCUCGCAGAGUGCGCCCCCUUCGGCCACGAUCCUUCCGAGCGCGUCCAGCAGCUCCGGGGGAACCACGUUCGAUUUCGACAGCAGUGCCAUUGCGUCCAGUUCGAAAGCGGGAAGCGGUCAACAGGUGGCCAUUGCCAUCGGCGGAAGUGGUGGCGGAUCGCACGUGAAGAACCUUUCGUCCGCCCUGAUGCUGGCAAGCGGGAAGAUGGGCGGUGGGCAUCAUCAUCAUUCGUCCGGUCCGAGCUCGAGUACCAUGACGGCGGGUGGGGGCGUCGGCAUGGCCAGUGGAAGCAUGAGCUACACGACGACCAACUCCCCGGCGACGGCCAUCAAUAUGAACAAGUCUUCGAUGCACCACCACCACCACCAUCAUUCGCAUGCGCAUCCGCCGCAGCAGCAGCAUCAUGGCCAUGCGCACCUCGUCAAUCCGAUGCCUCACGGAGGAGUGGCGCAAAAUGUCGCUGGCGGGGCGGCACCCAUGGCCGUGGCCAACCUGCACCAUCAUCAUCUGGAGGCAGGAGUGGUGGGAGCAGGAGGGACGGGUGCCAUCGUACAACCAGCAGCCGGAACGUCGAUCGUCACGGCCACCGUCACGACGACGAGCAAUGGGAACAUUCUGCUGAACGCCAUCUACAACUCGGCCGCAGCGGCCGCCAUCAAUCCGAUACCGCAUCAUCCACCGCACCCGCACCCGCACCACCACCACGGUGGUCAACCGGCGGCCACACAUAUCUAUCAGCCGCCGCAUCACUUCUCCGAUGCUUUCGGCACCUACAGCACCACUGCCGCCGUUACGGAGACGGCCAAUGUGGCCCUGAUCAACUCACCCACGCCCACGACGGGUGCCACCGCACCGAGUGGUUCUUCUGCGACCGUGGUGGUCACACCCGGCAGCCACCCACAUCAACAGCACGCUGGCGGGGCCGGGGCUGGUGGUAGUAGCUCCUCCGGUCAGCUGAAAAUGUCCGACAUACUGAAGCGCAAGGUGCCACCGAAGCGAAAGUCGCAGGGAAGCUCCAAAUCAAAGUCGCGCCAAGAUGACGGUCACGGCCAUCACGGUGCCGCUGGUGUGGCCGGCGGUUCGUCGUCAUCGUCCACGAACCCCUCGUCGGGGGGUGGUGUUUCUUCGGCGAUGCAGGAUUUCAUCAACAAAGCCACCACGAUGGGGUCCGGCUCGUCCGGAUCUUCCGGCCGGCAGACACCGUCGUCGAGUUCCGGCUCGACGCGUUCGCGUUUCACGGGGGCAUCGUCCAAGACGAGUUCGUUCCUUGCGUCGCUGAAUCCGGCCCGCUGGGGUCGCCAGUCAUCCUCGUCGACGUCGUCGGCGGCUGCCGCGCACAACGCGUCCGCAUCUGGCUCCGGUUACGGCGGUGGCAAAGACGGAAGUGGGAGCGGUUUGAACAAGAGCCACUCGAACUCGAACCUCAUCGCGGCGGGAAAUCGGGAAAAAGCCCGCCAAUGGAUACGCGACCAGGCGCUUCUGUUCGUCAGCCGGUACUCGGGUGAUACGGCGGGUGGUCGGGUGGUGGUCGCCGGAGGAGUCAGCGGAGGGUCGAUGCAACAGCAGCAUCCGGCCUGUACCAUUCUGAUCCGGCUCACGGCCGCCAUUCGCAAGCUCGACGGACGGUACGAGGAGUGUCUGGGGGCGCUCCAGGAGUUGCGCGACAUCCUGAUGGAAAGCGACAUCUCCCCCUUUGAGGUGAACCACUCGGGGCUGAUCCGGGCCAUGCUGAACUACAUGGCCAACGACGAGAACGCGCUGGUCGAGCGGCCCACCCGGCUGCGUAUGUUCCUGCACGUGUUUGCCGGGUUGCCGCUGGACGCGAGCUACUCGCAGGUCGGCGUCGGUCCGCCGGCAACCAUGAACGGGGCCGCGUUCAGUGCGUUCGUCGCCAAGCUGAACGGAUGCGUAACGCAGCUCGAGCAGUUCCCGGUCAAAGUGCACGAUUUUCCGGCCGGCGUCGGUGGCCGCUCCAAUACAAGUGCUCUUAAAUUCUUCAACACACAUCAACUGAAGUGCAAUCUUCAACGCCAUCCGGAAUGUACAAAUUUGCGCCAAUGGAAGGGCGGUACUGUGAAAAUAGAUCCGCUCGCGCUGGUGCAGGCCAUCGAGCGGUAUCUGGUGGUGCGCGGAUACGGCGGCAUCCGCGUCGACAGCGAGGAGGAUUCGGAGGAGGACAUCGACAACAUUGACGCUGCGGCCAUGAUCACGAUGGGCGGGCUGAAGCAUAAGCUGCAGUUCUUGAUCGGCGAGCACGUGCUCCCGUACAACAUGACCGUGUACCAGGCCAUACGGCAGUAUUCGCCGCUCGUCAACGAUCAGUCCGAGACGGACACCGAUACGGAGACGCCGAUAGGAAGUGCCAGCAUUUGGGUGCAGCAGCAUACCAUCUACUAUCGGCCGGUGGAGGAAGAGUCCGGUGGUUCGAGCAAGGGCGCGUCAGGGUCGUCCCGGAAGAACAGUAAAAAUUCUUCCCAAUCGAAAAUCAUGCGCCGCAAGCCGGAAUUCUGGACCGACGGUCAGGUACCGGCCGUCGUCUCGCCACUGGGCCCAUUCCUCGUGUCCAAGCUGCCGGAUGUCGUGACAGUGCAGGACGCUUCGCUCGAUGCGCUCUGCAUGCUGCGUAUCAUCAACGCGCUCAAUCGGCACUGGGCCACGCUGUACUUCUCCGUGCCACAGGUGUCCAUAGUUCCGCAGGUUGAGUUUAUCCAUUCGAAGAUUGCUGCCAAGGCAAGCCGACAGCUGCAGGACCCACUGGUGAUUAUGACCGGCAACCUGCCGCAAUGGUUGCAGCAGAUUGCGGUCGCGUGUCCGUUCCUAUUUCCCUUCGAAACGCGCCAUCUGCUGUUCUACGCGGUCUCGUUCGAUCGUGACCGCGCGCUGCAGCGUCUGCUCGACACGACUCCAGAUCUCAACUCGGCCGACACGAGCGAGCGGGUGACGCCGCGUCUCGAUCGCCGAAAACGAGCCAUCUCCCGGGACGACAUACUAAAGCAGGCCGAAUCCAUAAUGCAGGACUUUGGUCACACGAAGGCACUGCUGGAGAUUCAGUACGAGAACGAGGUCGGCACGGGGCUGGGGCCAACGCUCGAGUUCUACGCGCUGGUCUCGACGGAACUGCAACGCUGUGAUUUAGGCUUAUGGAACGAUAGUGAUAGCUACAAAAACAACAACCAACAAUCGACCUCGAUCGCGGACAACAUCGUCAAGUCGUCGAUAAGCGGAGGAGGGGUCGCGCUGGAGGACGGCUCGCUGGACACGACGACCGUCCUGGCCCUGACCCGUUCGUCGCUCGGUUCGGCACGCGGCAGCGACGAUGCGGCCAACAACAGCGUCGGUGGUGGUGCGAGCGACGACAACAACAGCAGCUACGUCAUCAGCAAUGACAACUCGCUGAACAUGCUGAUCGAGCAGUCGGACCAUCUGCUGCAUCUGAACCCGCAGCAGGCGGAACUGGAGAACAACUCGACGCCACCUCCCGCCCCGCCGCCGGCCUCAUAUGCCGACGUCGAGAGCAUGAUGAUUACACCGCUGACCGGGGGAGGCGCCACGGAUGGCACCGGCAGUCUGGCUGCUGGUGCUGCCGGAACCACCUCCUCCGUGUCGUACGUAAACGCACCCCGGGGCCUGUUCCCGAUUCCACUCAGCAAGACGGCGAAAACGUCGCAGAUCUCACGCUUGAAGCAUAAGUUCAAAUUUUUGGGCAAAUUUAUGGCCAAAGCGGUUAUGGACAGUCGAAUGCUGGAUUUACCAUUCUCGAUACCGUUCUAUCGAUGGAUGCUGAGCGAGGAAAGCUCCCUAGGCUUGGCCGACUUGGGACAGAUUGCGCCGGAAGUGCAGGGCACUUUGCUGCGCUUGAAUGAGAUCGUUAAGCAGCGAGACCAAAUCCAGGCCGACCAUACCAUCGAUGCAAUGGAAAAGACUGAAAAGAUUGAAUCUUUGGACUUGGAUGGAUGCCCGAUUUCGGACCUGGGGCUCGACUUUGUGCUGCCGGGUCACCCGAACAUCGAGCUGCGGCGCGGAGGGCGCGACAUGGCGGUUACCACCAGCAAUCUGCAUCAGUAUAUCUCGUUGGUGACCCACUGGUUCCUUGCCGAGGGCGUUUCGCGCCAGUUUGAAGCGCUGCGUGAAGGAUUCGACUCGGUGUUCCCGAUGAGCCGUCUGCAGAUGUUCUACCCGGAGGAGCUGGAGAAUGUGUUCUGCGGCUCGGGACUUGGCGGUUCGCAGCAGCAGCAGCAACGCUGGGACGCACGGAUGCUGGCCGAAUGCUGUCGCACGGAUCACGGCUUCAACGCGGACUCGCCGGCGAUCCAGUUCUUCUUCGACAUCCUUGCGACGUACAAUCGUGAUGAGCAGCGGCUGUUCCUGCAGUUCGUCACCGGCAGUCCCCGGUUGCCGACCGGUGGCUUCAAGGCGCUGACGCCUCCGCUGACGAUCGUGCGCAAGAUGGACGGCAAUCAGAAUCCCGACGAGUACCUGCCGUCGGUGAUGACGUGCGUCAACUAUCUGAAGCUACCGGACUACUCGAGCCGGGAGAUGAUGCGCCAGAAGCUGAAGAUGGCCGCCAGCGAGGGUAGCAUGAGUUUCCAUCUGUCCUAAGGAGCGUUCCUUCCCGCGCGUCCGCCGCCUGUCUCCUCCCUGUCGUCGUAAAUGGUUGCUAGCAUUUUGUGUUGUUGUGUGUGCGUGUGCGUGUUGGUGAUUCGAUUCGAAGCCCACGAGAAAUCGUUCGAUCCCGCGUGGUUUGUGUUUCGAUUCCUAAAGAGCUAAAUUGUAAUUGUGUCAGUCAAUGAAAAUAUCUCCCCGCGGGGAAAAGAAAGGAAAGGGCGCGUUUGAUAAAGCGGCGGGUGGCAAUACUAAACAAAUAUAUAAAUUUAUAUCUCUAGAUCUAUUCCAUUGCGUGUGAGUGUGUAGUGGCUACAAUAUUAGCAAGCGGAACAUUUUCAUACCGAGCCUGUGGCUGGAACGACGAGAAACGAGAGGAGAGGUGGGCGAUGUAGGAUACAGCAGACACGGAACGCUAACAAUGUAAAUAAUCUUUUUCCUCUUUGCUCCUAAAAUAUAAUCAUAAGGUAUAA